Molecule: messenger RNA, 423 nt
Organism: Alternaria alternata
Lineage: Eukaryota; Fungi; Ascomycota; Dothideomycetes; Pleosporales; Pleosporaceae
Exons: 3
Coding region: 40-252 (70 amino acids)
Source: RefSeq, a predicted model, not a curated record
CCGCAAAACUUAUAAAAUCAUCACCCAUCAUUUUAAAAAAUGAAGCUUUUCAUCAUUGCGGCUAUAAUCUCGAGUAUUGCAUCGGCGCAGGGGUCAUCAGGGCUCUGCUACGGAGACGAUAGUCCAGCUGGAGUUUGCGUUCCUAACGACCAACGACCUGACCAGCCAUGUUCCGGAACUUCACCUUGCAGAGGCAACACGAAUGAUUGCACGAUUGAUGCUGCGAGCGAUGGAUUGGCAAGCUGCACAUAGAUUGGCAAGAGCUUGGAAAAGCGACGGGACUAGAGUUCGGAGACAAACACCAAUACUUACGAAGGACCUUCGAGUAGUCUCGCUCGUCUCGAAUCUCAUGCGUGGGAAUGAAUGGGGGCAUUGGCCAGCAGAGAAACCUCUCCGCCUCCUGCUUCGGAUGCGUACCGGCGG